Molecule: messenger RNA, 898 nt
Organism: Carassius carassius (crucian carp)
Lineage: Eukaryota; Metazoa; Chordata; Actinopteri; Cypriniformes; Cyprinidae
Product: DENN domain-containing protein 10-like
Exons: 5
Coding region: 42-605 (187 amino acids)
Biological process (GO): regulation of early endosome to late endosome transport; protein transport
Cellular component (GO): late endosome
Molecular function (GO): small GTPase binding; guanyl-nucleotide exchange factor activity
Source: RefSeq, a predicted model, not a curated record
GAUGUUAAAUCUUUAUUGUAGAUGUUGUGUCACAAUUUGGUAUGGAGACUAUCAUCCUUUACACAGCACUAAUGUUGAAAAAGAGAGUAGUGGUCUAUCACCCACGGAUUGAGGUGCUGCUGGAGUUCACUAGAGCUCUUCCUGGAUUGGUAUGGCAUAGAAAAGACUGGUCCAUUCUCCACCCUUUUGUUCACCUUGAUAAUAAUGAGCUGGAAAACCUCAAGCUGUUUACAGGGUAUGUUGCAGGGUUUGUCGAUCCUGAAGUCAGAGACAGAUCAGAUCUGUUUGAUGUGUAUGUUAAUCUUCCAGACAGUGAAAUCACUGUGUCACAAAAUGCCAAAGAGGCAAUGGCUAUGGGAAAACUCCAUAAAGAGAUCGGUAACUACAUUGUCCAGGCUGCAGAGGACAUGGAGCGCACAGAUGCACAGGUUAUUAAGGAUAUUUCAGUAAAAACUAAGGAGAUCCUCAGAAACCUGAUGUCUCUUGCUGAUGAAGCAGAGAACUCGAAGUUGACUUUGGAGACUCUGAAGCAGCGGCACUACCCUCCAGCCACUGAAAACUUCCUCUUCCACUUAGCUGCAGCUGAGCGACUUCUGAAGAUCUGACCAAUCAGUGCACCCCAUCCAACUGGCAAGCCUCACAGUAACCAAUCAGAGAGGAUCUUACCAUUCAUUGUCAAUCACACAUUGAAUAACAUUUGCAAGAACCUGUGUCUAAUUUCAGGGAUAGUGAACAGGACAAAAGUUAUAUAAGAACAAAAAUAUUUCUUAGAAAGAUGUAUAAAAUAUAGCUAUAACAAGAUAGCUACACCUCAUGUGUGUAAUUAUGUUGAAUGUAACAAUUCUAUGUGUAACAGGUUUGAAAUAAUUCAUAAACAAACCUUUUGAUAGCACUUGGA